Messenger RNA from Verticillium alfalfae VaMs.102, 390 nucleotides. Its product is annotated as GTP-binding protein RHO1. The transcript is spliced from 4 exons. Lineage: Eukaryota; Fungi; Ascomycota; Sordariomycetes; Glomerellales; Plectosphaerellaceae. The coding region runs from base 1 to 390 and encodes 129 amino acids. The record is from RefSeq and is a predicted model, not a curated record. Gene Ontology annotation, molecular function: GTPase activity; GTP binding. Gene Ontology annotation, biological process: small GTPase-mediated signal transduction.
AUGGCCGAAAUCCGCCGAAAGCUCGUCAUCGUCGGCGACGGUGCCUGUGGUAAAACCUGCUUGUUGAUCGUAUUCUCCAAGGGCACUUUCCCCGAGUGGAUUUCCGAGGUUCUGCACUUCUGCCAGGGCCUGCCCAUCAUCCUUGUUGGCUGCAAGAAGGAUCUCCGCUACGAUAACAAGACGAUUGAGGAGCUCCGCAAGACGAGCCAGAAGCCCGUGUCGCCUGAGGAGGGUGAGGAGGUUCGCAAGAAGAUCGGCGCCUACAAGUACCUCGAGUGCUCUGCCAAGACGAACGAGGGAGUCCGUGAGGUCUUCGAGCACGCCACUCGUGCCGCCCUCCUGUCGCGCAGCCGAGGCGGCAGCAAGAAGCACAAGUGCAACCUGCUCUAA